This is a messenger RNA of Hymenoscyphus albidus, 4037 nucleotides long. NCBI's taxonomy places the organism in Eukaryota, Fungi, Ascomycota, Leotiomycetes, Helotiales, Helotiaceae. The record is from the annotation of a GenBank genome assembly.
ACGACCUUCACGACGCUCACGACCAACGACCAACGACUAACUCGACACCAAAAGCACAAUGGCCGACUCUGGAAAUCUCAUUGAUUUCGAUAUCAUCGAAGGCCAAAAAGAAAAUAUUCAGUCCCUGCCUGGCGGACGAUCGGCGCGAACACUCGCAACCUUGUUUUCUCCCGGCGCUGGCCCUCUACAUAAACUGGCAACACCAACUCCUUCAGACACGAAAGAUCUCAAUGAUGCGGUGAGAGAGGAAUAUGAGUUGGAGUUGGAUAACAUCUCCGAAUCAGACGAUCCAUUAGAUAUCUACGACCGCUACGUGCGAUGGACCUUGGACGCCUAUCCCUCAGCACAAGCUACACCAGCAUCACAAUUGCUCCCGCUUCUCGAGCGCGCGACCAAAACAUUUCUUAAUUCAGCACAGUACAAAAAUGACCCACGAUAUCUUAAACUGUGGAUUUCCUAUAUUCGAUUCUUUUCAGAUACCCCGCGUGAAACAUUCGCUUUUUUGUCGCGUCAUAACAUUGGGGAUGGAUUGGCGUUAUUUUAUGAGGAAUUUGCAGCGUGGUUAGAGGGCGCUGGACGCUGGACACAGGCAGAAGAAGUAUACAAGUUGGGAAUUGAGAGGGAAGCGCGGCCAGCUGCAAGGCUUCUUCGAAAGUUCAACGAGUUUCAGCAGAGAUUUGCUGCAAGACCAGAGGACACAAAUGAGCCAUCUUCACCCGCUCUGCCCACGGUUCGACCUGCACUUGGAGUAAAAGUAGACCCAUUCGCUGCUGCUGCACCUCGGGAUCCACAAGCACCACAACCUAAUAACGGAGUGGGAGGCUCAGGCACGAAAAAGAGUGGACGACAAAAGCUUGCAAUUUUCUCAGACGCAGACGAUGCUGCACCGGCAGUUGCAGGUACAGACAUUCGAGGUUGGGAUAGCAUUGGAUCUUUGGCAGAUCGCAAAAAGGAAAAUACAAUGUCACCAAGACCCAUGGCUGGGGAAACUUUAAAGGCUGGCGGAAAGAAGAGCAGCACGAAAAUGGCAAUAUUCAAGGAUGAGGUUAGUUGAUUUACAUUCUCCUCUCCUCUUUAUGCAUAUAUUGAUUAUCGCAGGACUAACGAUUGUCGUUUUGGUGUUUUGUAAUUCAGUCUUUACCACAUUACGAAUAUUCUCAAGUAACCAACCCUGCACAACAACAAGUGACCGUGAAUCAGAAAGGAAGAACAGAGCGUAUUGCUGUGAACCUGGAAGCCAUGUACCCCACACCUGACAUUUUAGGCUCCGAGUUAUGUCUCGAGGAACUAAGAGCUGCCAGUCGAGGAUGGCUAGGUAAAGUUUGGCCCUCUGAGAAGCCUCCUAAAGCUUCAAAGAAAAUGAUGAUUUACGAUGACCAAAAUGAUGUAAUUGAACCUAUUGUUCAGAGAGUUGAAAAACUUGUUAUUGCCCGGGAUGCAGUAAUCGUGGAUGAGAACGGGGUUGUCCAACAAAUUACGAGGGAAGGGAAAGGUAGAAGAAUGAAGAUUAAGGAAGUCAACGAAACACAAAUUAGUAAGUGUGCAUGUUAUGGUGACUUGCAAAUUGCUAACCUUUUGAAGUCAAAGCAAAACUGGAAUCACCUUCUGGAAAGAAGAUGACGAAAAGAAAGGGUUCCAAAGAACAAACAAUGACACUUCAUACACGAGCGGCCACAGAUGAGAUAUACGACCUUUUCAAUCAACCCCUACCCACGCAAGAAGAGGAGGAGGAAGACGAAGUCAGCGAUGAUGAUGACGACGAUGAUGGCAAUACCACAGAUGGAGAUUAUACCAGUGGUGCUGAAAGUACGAGGACUAGUCAAAUGCCUACCACAAGCGAGGCAGGGGAUGAUUUUGACGAGACUUCGGACGUUAAAAGUGUAAGCGAAUGGUCCGAGUUCACAGAGAGGAAACAUGUACCCAAGACGGACGACGAUGGGAAUGAUGAUACACAAGGGUCUCGGUUCUCUGCAGUCGACGAUACAUUUGAGGCUAUCGAAGUAGGGCUCCCACGACACAAUGAAGAAGAAGACGAGGAAGUAGUCACUCCAAUAUCGCCGGAGAUGCCAUCGAACGCAAGGAAGAUGUUUGUCCCGAUACCACCCGAGGAUUAUGAGCCCGCUACCGGACCCUAUAGAGACCCCUCACAAAUAUCUCAGAAUCGACUUCCAUUUAUGACCCCAAUAGUUGAGAAAACGGAAUCAUCUCUAGGUCUGCCGACUGCAAGAGGACAGAAGGAUUAUUUCAACGCCAAAACGCCAAGCAAAGAAAGAGGUUCAGCUAGGCCUCCGGCAGUCGAGCUGGGGAGUAGUCCGUUUCGGGAAAUUAUUAACGAGGCUCUUCCAGUUGAGAGAAUAGCGCAGCCACUUCUUGGAAAGAAUGUCAAGAAUAACAAGUUAGCUGCCGCUACUUCAAAGGUUCAGAGUAAUGCUCCUCUAGCAAAGGAGAUUGUACAAAAGGGGCCAAUAAUCAAAGAUGCUCAGUGCAACCCAGUGGAUGAUUACACUCGCAACCAGAUAUUCGAGAAACUUCAGCCCCCAUUGUCAACAUAUGACGGAUUCUUCGAGCACAAAGACGAAGCCGGCAAUCGGAGUGCUGAGAUCAGGAAGUUUGCAAAGGCAAUGGCGAAGAUGGCUAAAAACGCAAACGAUAAAACAUCCACUAAUAUCUCUAUGCCGCCAACACUUCGUUUCCCCGGUACUACACGAGAAUACAUGGUUAAGCGAGAGCUCGGCGCCGGAGCAUUCGCCCCAGUAUAUCUUCUGGAAAACGUUGCUGCCGACGAAGAAGACUCCGAGAUAUCUUCAGCAGUUAUGGGCAAAGGUGCAUUCGACGCAUAUGCCCGAAAAGAUCUUGAGGCAUUGAAAAUGGAAGAUCCACCCACUGCAUGGGAAUUUUACAUCAUGCGGCAAGCCAAACGACGACUUGGUGUCGCCCGAGCAGCAGAGAGCAUCAUCAAUGUCCACGAGAUGCAUCUCUAUGCCGACGAAUGCUAUCUGAUUGAAGAGUUCCGCGAGCAGGGUACACUCUUAGAUCUCAUCAACCUCGCGCGUGCAGAGUCCACCGCCUCAGGAACAGGAGUAAUGGAUGAAAACCUUGUCAUGUUUUUCACUAUUGAACUAUUCCGCACCAUUGAAGCUCUCCACUCUAAAGGCAUCCUCCAUGGCGAUCUAAAAGCAGAUAACUGUCUUGUUCGCUUCGAUGCUCUUAAAGAUAGUGAAGUUUGGACCACUAAGUACCGUCGUGAUGGCACGGGAGGAUGGUCGAAGAAAGGAAUAUCACUCAUCGAUUUCGGACGUGGAAUCGAUAUGAAGGCUUUCCUCCCCACUGUUCAAUUCAUCGCAGAUUGGAAGACGGGACCCCAGGAUUGCGCGGAGAUGAGGGAGUUGAGACCUUGGACUUAUCAGAUUGACUAUCAUGGAUUAGCGGGUAUUAUUCACAGCAUGCUGUUUGGGAAAUACAUUGAUACUGUGGUCGUCGCUGAUAAAACACCCUCCAUAACCCCCCCAUCCACAUCUACCGAAGCCGGUUUCGGAGGUUUCGGUACCGCGACAGCUGGCAACAAGAAAAUCUGGAGGGUCAAGGAGAAUUUCAAACGGUAUUGGCAGACGGAGAUUUGGGGUGGGGUUUUUGAUUUGCUUCUUAAUCCUACCAUGCAUGUCGAGGGGAAGGAGGAGGGCAGUAGAUUACCUGUUCUGAGGGGUAUGAAGGAGGUUAGGGAGGGGAUGGAGGGGUGGUUGGAGGCGAAUUGUGAUAAGGGUGUUGGGUUGCAGAGUUCGAUUAGGAGGUUGGAGAUGAGUAUUGCGGGGAGGAGAAAGUGAUUCGUUUUUGGUUUGGUUGAGAUACUGGGAGGUGUUGGUCCUUGGCGUUUUAGCUUUGUGUUUGGAUUUGGAAUGAUUGGGGUUAGGGGAGGUGUUUAUUGUUUGAUUCACUUUGUGGUGUGAAGAAAUGUGUAGGUGAUGAAUUAUGAGAUGGAAUGAUAUAUGUUGUGUAUUUUUGAAAUUUUGAUUCCUCUCGAUCGGAAAUUAAGAUGUUCA